Carassius gibelio (silver crucian carp) is the source of this 842-nucleotide messenger RNA. RefSeq names its product calcyclin-binding protein-like. The transcript is spliced from 6 exons. Lineage: Eukaryota; Metazoa; Chordata; Actinopteri; Cypriniformes; Cyprinidae. Gene Ontology annotation, biological process: heart development. The record is from RefSeq and is a predicted model, not a curated record. Bases 138 to 827 code for a protein of 229 amino acids. Gene Ontology annotation, molecular function: ubiquitin protein ligase binding; tubulin binding; S100 protein binding. Gene Ontology annotation, cellular component: nucleus.
AAUAAGAAUACUUCUAGAAACAGCCCUGAAUGCAUAUAUCAGCGGACAAGCGGAGCUCGUUUGAAAGCAAAGUUCAUUUUAAUUACUUGAAUUCAAAACUGCAGAAGGUAGUGUCCUAAGGUUUCCUCAAGGCAGCGAUGGACAUCAAUGAGAUGAUCGCCGGUCUUGAGAGUGAUCUUAAAGAGAUUACGAGUCUGCUGGAGAAAUGUGAACGCCAGCGCGUGCGGGACGCGUUAACGCAAGAGCAGAAGAAGGUGGAGAAAGAGCUGGAGCAGAAGCUGAAGCUGCAGCAGAAACUGCAGCAAGCCAAAAAAGACUCUGGAGACAAAACUGACACAACACUCAAAGGAUACACAGUCAAAAUUAAUAAUUAUGGAUGGGACCAGUCUGACAAAUUUGUCAAAAUCUACAUUACACUAAAAGGAGUGCAUACUAUUCCAGCUGAAAAUGUUGAGGCCAACUUUACAGAGAGAGGCUUCAAUGUACUAGUCAAAGAUCUGGAUGGGAAGAACCAUCAAAUGACAGUCAACAACCUUUUAUUUCCCAUUACUGUAGCAGAGAGUAGUAAAAAGAUAAAAACAGACAUGGUGCUUGUUAUGUGCAAGAAGAAGUCAACAAAAAAGUGGGACUGCUUGACACAAGUCGAAAAACAGUCUAAGGAGAAAGACAAACCCAACUUGGAUGGGAACACUGAUCCAAGCGAGGGGCUGAUGAGCAUGCUGCAGAAGAUCUACACAGAUGGAGAUGACGAGAUGAAGCGCACUAUCAACAAGGCCUGGGUUGAGUCUCAGGAGAAGAAGGCCAAAGCAGAUGACUUUGACUUCUAAGCCAGUUUAUUGGUC